AUGCUCCUCCAAUUCUACGGCGGGUACUUCUCGGCCGAUGGUGGCCGGCGGAGUGGGGGCGAGUCCGGCCAUGAUCUGAAGAGGGCGGUGUCGUUCGCUCCCAUGGCGAUGCACACGACCGAGUCCGAGGACGUGAUCAGUCUGCAUGGGUCGCUAGUGUUCGUGGAUCCCUAUGUGAGUGCGAUCUUUGGGAAGCCGAAGAACCGGAGAUUGCGCGAAUUUCACGUCCGCGGGCCGAGAAUCCCCGUCAGGCGGGGUACGGUGAAGUUCGGGCUUAAUGGGUACUGGUCUCAAUCUUCAGGUAAGCUUUGCAUGGUCGGAUCCGGCGUGUUUUUCAACCGUAGUUUCCAUGCCGUUUUCAAGCUGAAUUAUCCGCUGCAAUCGAGUAUUAACAGUAGUUUUGUUAGUGGGGUUUUGGAGAGCUUGGACGGUGGUGAUGGUGCUGGUGGUGCAGAUCAUUUUGGGACUGUAUCUGUACUGGCUUUGAGAAGUGGAAGUGUCGAUUAUGAGUAUAGUUUGAUAGAGAAGGAGGGAGGGAUUGGGUCUUUUGAUAAAUUUGAUGAUGGUAAAGGAGAUAAUUUGUCUAGUGAGAAACUGGGGCAAGGUUUGUGCUUGGCCUUGACUCGGAAUUUGGCCUUUGACUUGGAAUACAAGAUUGUUUGUGGUGGUGGUAAGUGCAACCCUCUUGGCACGGAUGUCGGGUUUUUACCCAAGGCCAUGAGCUUCACUGUGAUUCGAUGUUUGGAGGAGGGUAAGAUGCAGUUGUUAUUGAAGUUUCAAAAUGUCACCAAUGUUUAUUAUGGCUACCAUAAUUUCGAUCCUAGCACUACCCUAAUCGGUGAAGGAGAAUGGGAUUUGAAGGCCAAUAGGUGGUGUGCUGUUGCUUGCCGAAUCUUGAACUUUUCAAUGUCUUUGACUGAUGCUUUCGCAGGAAAUUGCUCGAUAAAGUUGUGCUGGAGAUUCCCUGCCACCUUUUCUGUUAUAAACCGGUAUCCAGUUGUAGGAUGGAUGUGGAGCAAUGAAACUGUAAAGGAUUCCGGUUAUUUUGAUAAGAUCAAAUUUCGGGGUCACAAUGAUGCAUUACCAGGUGUCAAGUAUGAGUAUGGAGUGAGGGGGAGUGCUAAACCUUGUGAGUCAAAGGCUGGGAAGCAUAAGGGAAAGAGAUAUCCAAAUUCGUACUCAUCGGAUAUGAGAUUUGACAUGUCAAUCAAGUUUACGAAGGGGCAGAUAGCUUUUGGUUAUUCUUCUCCACUAUUUGUGGGUGAUAAACGUUUCAAUUCACAUCUUUAUAAUGGCAGUUACAUGCUUACAGCACAUCAAACAGAGAAUGCAGUUCAGCUGGACAGCACCCACGGUCUCUUGCAGAACAUCAGUUACACGAUACGCUUCAAACCUCACGAUAAUUUUGAGCUAGGUGGCGAAAAUCUUUCAUCCAAAGCAGUUGUUAUUUUUGCAGAAGGAACAUAUAAUAAUGAAACUGGUCUUUUGUGCAUGAUGGGCUGUCGCCAUGUCACACAAAGUGGGGCAGAAGUGUAUGGCUCAAUGGACUGUGAGAUUCAGAUCAACAUCCAGUUGCGUCCAUUGACUGGGAAAGCAAAUGAGAAAAUCAAGGGGACUAUUAAAAGCACUAGAGGGAAAUCGGAUCCUCUUUACUUUGAUUCACUGGACCUAGCUUCAAGUUCAAUGUAUGUAGAACAAGCCGAUGAGUCCAUCUGGAGGAUGGACUUGGAGAUCGUGAUGGUUCUUGUUUCUAAUACUCUUGCAUGUGUUUUUGUGGGCUUACAGCUUUUCCACGUGAAAAAGCAACCAGAGGUGCUUCCUUUCAUUUCCAUCACUAUGCUGAUUGGUCUUACUCUAGGACAUAUGAUUCCUCUCCUGUUAAACUUUGAAGCACUCGUGACAAACCAUAAUAGGCAGAGCAUUUUUCUCGGGAGCGGUGGGUGGCUUGAAGUCAAUGAAGUAAUUGUAAGGGUGGUUACUAUGGUAGCUUUCCUUUUGGAGCUUUAUCUUCUCCGCAUGACUUGGUCUGCAAGACAUGAUGAUGACAAACCCAAGGGCUUGUGGGUGGCUGAGAAAAAGGUCAUCUUUGUAUCUCUACCAAUGUAUAUCGGCGGUGGGUUGAUAGCUUGGUUCAUUCACCAAUGGAGGAAUUCUCACAGAAGUCCUUUUCUACGCCGAGGCCGUAUCAGUUACCAGCAAGUUUUAUUUUGGGGGGACCUUAAAUCUUACGCAGGAUUGGUCCUGGACGGUUUUCUACUCCCUCAGCUCCUGUUCAACUUAUUCUUCGACUCUUCUGUAGAAGCAUUAUCUCGUUCUUAUUAUGUUGGGACCACAAUAGUCCAUUUAGUACCCCAUGCUUAUGAUCUUUACAGGGCUCACAAUUCUGGCUGGAACCUCGAUCCGUCUUAUAUAUACGCAAACCAUAGGAUGGAUUUUUACUCCCCUGCCUGGGACAUUAUCAUUCCUUUUGGGGGUUUGCUGUUUGCUGUUUUCAUCUACCUACAGCAGCGAUUUGGAGGCCGGUGUAUUCUUCCCAAGAGGUUUAGGGGGACUCCUGUGUAUGAGAAAGUGCCGACAGUAGGCACUAUUGAAUUAUGA
Messenger RNA from Eucalyptus grandis, 2598 nucleotides. RefSeq lists its product as uncharacterized. The record is from RefSeq and is a predicted model, not a curated record. NCBI's taxonomy places the organism in Eukaryota, Viridiplantae, Streptophyta, Magnoliopsida, Myrtales, Myrtaceae. Gene Ontology annotation, cellular component: intracellular membrane-bounded organelle. The transcript has a single exon. Bases 1 to 2598 code for a protein of 865 amino acids.